This is a messenger RNA of Cuculus canorus (common cuckoo), 1989 nucleotides long. It is a transcript of the gene TDRKH, whose product is annotated as tudor and KH domain containing. The transcript is spliced from 11 exons. Gene Ontology annotation, molecular function: RNA binding. Bases 156 to 1679 code for a protein of 507 amino acids. Gene Ontology annotation, biological process: spermatogenesis. The record is from RefSeq and is a predicted model, not a curated record. NCBI's taxonomy places the organism in Eukaryota, Metazoa, Chordata, Aves, Cuculiformes, Cuculidae.
CGGGAGGCGGUGGCUGUACCGCUGGGAACGGGAACGGGAGGGAGCCGGGAGCGGUGGGAGUGGCGCUGCCAUUACCGGUAUCGGUAUCUCCAGCGAGCUCCGGUCCCGGCCGGGAGGCGGCAGCUGCCCCGGAGGUGUUGCCGGCUGCGGGGACGAUGGCAUCGGGGGGCUCCUGGAGCAGCCUGACCCCCCUGCAGAAAGCCGCCGUGCUCCUGGGUAUCCCGGCCGGCACUGCCAUCCUCUAUAUCCUGUACCGCCGGUACCGGGAGAGCCGAGAGGAGCAGCCGACUUUCGUGGGGGACAAGGAGCUGGAACUCAAGGUGCGAGUGCCCCGGGUGGCCCUGAAAUCCAUCAUCGGCCGCAAAGGAGCCACCAUCAAGAAGCUACGCCGGGAGAUGGGAGCCCGCAUCAACGUGGAGGAAGAGGAUGAGGACGAGGAGGCGACGCUGCUGAUCUCGGGCUCCCCCAACCAAGUGUGCCGGGCGAAAGCCGCCGUCCACCAGAUCGUGACAGAGAGCGUGCUGGUGUCGGAGCAGCUUUGCGUGCCGCAGCGAGCCGUUGGCAGGAUUAUCGGCCGCGGCGGUGAGACGGUACGGAGCAUCCGGCGCAGCUCAGGGGCCAAAGUGUUCUGCGAGCGCGAUGCCGGGCUGUCCCCGAUGCGGGUCAUCCAGCUCUCGGGGACGCGGAAGGAGGUGGCGGCUGCCAAGAAACUCAUCCUGGAGAAGCUGAUGGAAGAGGACGCCUUCCGCAAAGAGCUGGCGGAGUCGACGGCAGCGCGGUGCCAGCGCAAGCAGCCCCUGGGCAGGUGGCACAAGCCGGGAUGCCGAUGCCAAGAUGCCGGAGCUCGGAUGCCAGAGCCCGGUGAAGAGGAGGAGGAAGACUCAUCCUGGGAUGAAGGCUCACACCGGAGCCAGGCGCCCUUCGAGGAGGUGGAGGAGCUGGAGGAUGGGAGUGAUGAGGCAGAGGAGCCGGAGGUGGCGGUGCCAAAAUUUGAAGUUCCCAGCCCCGAUUUCAGCUUCCAGCCGGAUGAGCACCUGGAGGUUUACGUCUCAGCCGCGGAAAGCCCCGACCGCUUCUGGAUCCAACUCAUCGGACAGCGCAGCCUCCAACUGGACAAGCUGACGGCCGAGAUGCGGCAGCUCUACCAGAGCGGCGCUUGCGGGACGGAGCUCCGAGCCCCCCAGCCCGGGGAUAUUGUGGCCGCUCCGUACCUGGAUGGAGGGGAUUGGCACCGCGCCCGCGUCCUGGAUGAGCGGCCGGGAGGGAACCUGCGCCUCCGCUUCGUGGAUUUUGGGGAUAUCGGAGAAGCUCCUCCGGAGGCUCUGCGGGCACUGCGGAGCGAUUUCCUGAGCCUGCCAUUCCAAGCCAUCGAGUGCAGCCUGGCCGGCGUUGUGCCCGCCGGGACCGAGUGGGAUGAGGCGGCGCUGGAAACCUUCGCGCGGCUGACGCACUGCGCAGCGUGGCAACCGCUGCUGGCUCGCAUCGCCAGCUACGCCGCGGCCGGCAUCGGCGCCCGGCUCAACGUCCAGCUGUACGACGUCCUCGCUGGAGAGAACUUGGAUAUCGGUGCCGAGCUGGUGCGGCUCGGCCAUGCCGUUGCCCAGGAGGAAGGCGCGGGAGUGGCACGCGAUGUUCCUGACCCCCUAGAUGACGGUUUGACGGAGCCCACCUCCUGCUGACGGCUGAUCCCACCGAGAUUCCGGCAAUUCUCUGUCUGUGCUGGGGCAGCCAGUAUCCGUUGGAUCUCCCCUCUCCGGCAGGUUUGAUUCGCAGCAUCGGGAAAGACCCACCUGCGUCUCCUGGUUCAAUAAAUGGAAUGUUUUGGUGGAGCCACAGCGUCCCGGCAAGCGUCGGUGCUGCUGUUUGGGAUACCCACAUUCCCAACACUGGGAAUACCCACCAGGAGCCGAGGGGGGAGUACGGGGAUGGCGCAGAGCCCCUGGUUUUGGGAAGCGAGGGGGUGGUGUCCCUUCUUUUGGGGGGAAGUAG